Messenger RNA from Aureobasidium subglaciale EXF-2481, 519 nucleotides. RefSeq lists its product as uncharacterized. The transcript is spliced from 2 exons. Bases 1 to 519 code for a protein of 172 amino acids. Gene Ontology annotation, biological process: tRNA import into mitochondrion; protein targeting; protein import into mitochondrial matrix. The record is from RefSeq and is a predicted model, not a curated record. NCBI's taxonomy places the organism in Eukaryota, Fungi, Ascomycota, Dothideomycetes, Dothideales, Saccotheciaceae. Gene Ontology annotation, cellular component: mitochondrial outer membrane; mitochondrial outer membrane translocase complex. Gene Ontology annotation, molecular function: transmembrane protein transporter activity.
AUGCCGUCAACAACACCCUCGUCUGGCGUCCAGACGUCCACCAUUGUCCUCGCGACCCUCGGCACCCUCACCACGGCCGCUUUCGCAUACGCCGUCUACUUUGACUACAAGAGACGCUCCGAUCCCGCUUUCCGUCGCUCGCUCAAGCGCCAGCAAAAGCAGCUCUCAAAGGCCGCCAAGGACGAGGCCGUCGCUGCUGAGAAGGGCCAGAAGGAAAAGGUCCGCCAGCUCGUCGACGAGGCCAACGACGAGGGCUUCCCCACCGACCCCGAGAAGACCGAGGAGUACUUCAUGACAGAGGUUGCCCGUGGUGAGCAGAUGUGCCAGGACGGCUCCGACCCCGUCGACGCCGCCCUUUGCUUCUACAAGGCUCUCAAGGUCUACCCCCAGCCCAGAGAGCUCAUCAGCAUCUACGACAAGACCGUUCCCAAGCCCAUCCUCGAUAUCCUUGCCGAGAUGAUCGCAGUCGACAGCAGCAUAAAGGUCUCUGCCGCUCCCGAGUCCGAGCCUGUCGAGUAG